AUGGCUUUGUCCCUUGCUGGCAAAGUUUUCGUUAUCACUGGGAGUGCUUCCGGAAUGGGCUUGGCCACAGCAACUACAUUGCUAUCCCAUGGCGCAUUCUUGGGACUGUGUGAUAUGAACCAGGAUGGUCUGUCGAAGCUCGUCCAUGAGCUUGAUGAGGAACAACAGGGCAGGGUGAUUCCGCAUGUAGUCGAUAUCACGAAUCGUUCAGCUGUUGCAUCAUUUCUGCAGUUAACGAAAGGGAAAUUUGGCAAGGUUGAUGGACUUGCGAAUUUUGCUGGGACCGCCGGUCACAAACUGGGACAUCAAGAGAUUUGGGAGAUUGAUGAGAAGGAGUACGACUUCAUCAUGGACGUUAAUGUGAAAGGUGUUUUCAACCUCCUCAGCGAGGCACUCAAACCAGGGUUUUUGCAAGAGCCAGGAAGCAUCGUCCACGCAGCCAGCAUGUUCUCCGAGAGGGGUUUCCCAAAGGGCUCGGUUUAUAGUACCAGCAAACAUGCGGGGGUUGGCAUGGUCAAGAGUGCUGCGAUCGAAGCUGGAAAACGGGGGAUCCGAGUCAAUAUUGUGAUGCCUGGCCCCAUUGAUACUCCCAUGCUUCGCGCAAAUGAGGAAAGUGGUGCCGAAGGCACAGCUCCAGCGGUGCCGCUAGAGCGACUGGGCGAGCCAUGCGAGGUUGCAAAUGUCGUCGCGUUUCUUUUGAGCAACGAGGCUGGAUUUGUCACGGGGGCGACUUGGUCCGUCGAUGGAGGAGCGAAUGCUUGA
Penicillium soppii is the source of this 762-nucleotide messenger RNA. Its product is annotated as SDR family NAD(P)-dependent oxidoreductase. The coding region runs from base 1 to 762 and encodes 253 amino acids. The record is from RefSeq and is a predicted model, not a curated record. Gene Ontology annotation, molecular function: oxidoreductase activity. The transcript is spliced from 2 exons. Lineage: Eukaryota; Fungi; Ascomycota; Eurotiomycetes; Eurotiales; Aspergillaceae.